UGAAUCUCUUUGCCUUCUAGUGGACUUACAGCAGCUUCUUAAACGAUGACAACGAUUGACAGCGAUCUGAGGAGCACGUAUCACAGCUGGCAACUGGCAGGUUCUUCACAUUCACGAUGGCUACGACAGCGCGAUGACUUAGGCAACUCUUCUGCAUAACAUCCUUUAUUGAGGGCGACGGAACAGCGACAGUGGAAUCAGGAGCAGCAACCCAAUCAAAUUCAUACUCUCUUAGCUUUCGUAGUGCGCAGUUCCUCACGAUGUAUAAUGUAGGGUCAGAUUCAGGUUCGUUAUGACAAUAAUUUACAAUACAACAGCAAACAGCAGCAGCUACAAAGUGUACGUUUAAAGUGCUUCCCUUAACGAUCAAUGAUAAAAACAAUACCAAAUACCAAAACAGUUUUCCAGCCACUCACAGCUCUGACCAUAACUCUCUUCCAAUAUUGUUAUUAUUUACAUGGAACUUGCAGAGAAAACAUCGACAACAGCAGCAGGUGCAGCAUCGGCAUCAUCGGGUGCCGCUGCCAACAGCAAGUCGGGAUCAGCCGGAGGUGCAGGCGCAGCUGGUGCUUCGUCCAGUGCUGCUGGCAAGCAGGCUUUGCUGUCACGCAAUCUCUGGGUAUCCGGCUUGUCUACUUUAACACGCGCCAGCGACUUGAAGGCCAUUUUCUCCAAGUUCGGCAAGGUGAUUGGAGCAAAGGUGGUCACCAACACUCGCACUCCUGGCACACGCUGUUACGGCUACGUAACCAUGUCUUCGUCCGGAGAUGCCUCGCGCUGCAUUGAUAAUCUGCAUCGUACGGAGCUGCACGGUCGAAUUAUAUCAGUGGAGCGCACCAAGAAUGAAAUCGGGGGCAGCGCAAGCUCAUCCAAAGACGUUGGCAACAAGGGUAAUAACAAGACGAACAGCAAGUCCAGCAAUGACUCGAAGAAGAAGGAUGAUGAUAAGAAGUCAGGCGCCAAGGGCAACGGGGGCGAUGAUAAGAAGGGUGGCGACUCCAAUGGGGAUGGCAAGAGCGUAGGUGGGGAAUCUAGCAACAAGCGCGACGGCAAAGACAAGGACCGCAACGGCAAGCCAUCGCGUGAUGACAAGGAUAAGUCGACAACGGGCAGUGAUAAGCGCCACGAGCGUGAUCACCGCUCUGGAACGGGUCACAAGUCUCAGCACCGCGAUGAGUCGCACGAGCGUCGUUCGGCACGCCAACCUCGAGAUGACCGUGAGAUCCAGCAACGUCAGCGUGAGCGUGAGCGUGAGCGACGCCAACGCGAAAUGCUGUCCUAUCAGAAGAUUCGUGAGGAGCGGGAACGCCAGCGCCUGCGUGAACGCGAGCGUGAGCUACGCGAGGAGGAGCGACGCCGUCGCGAAGCACGUGAACGCCAGCGCAUUGAAGAGGAGCGCCUGGCAGAAGAGAGACGCAAGCUGGCUAUCGAGCGGGAGCGCCUUGAGCGCGAGAAGGCUGAACUGCUGCGUAUGGAGCGGGAGCGUCAGAAGCUGGAGCGUGAGAAAAUCGAGCUGGAGCGCCUUGAAUUGAAGCGUCAACAGAUGAAGUAUGAUAAACGUAACAGCGUUGCACACACAAUGCUAUCUAAAAAAAAAAAAAAAAAAAACAACAAACACAAUAUUU
Molecule: messenger RNA, 1625 nt
Organism: Drosophila navojoa
Lineage: Eukaryota; Metazoa; Arthropoda; Insecta; Diptera; Drosophilidae
Gene: Saf-B
Product: Scaffold attachment factor B
Biological process (GO): regulation of transcription by RNA polymerase II; regulation of mRNA processing
Cellular component (GO): nucleus
Molecular function (GO): RNA binding; sequence-specific DNA binding
Source: RefSeq, a predicted model, not a curated record